This is a messenger RNA of Cucurbita maxima (winter squash), 1364 nucleotides long. RefSeq names its product shikimate kinase, chloroplastic-like. The coding region runs from base 231 to 1139 and encodes 302 amino acids. Lineage: Eukaryota; Viridiplantae; Streptophyta; Magnoliopsida; Cucurbitales; Cucurbitaceae. The transcript has 12 exons. The record is from RefSeq and is a predicted model, not a curated record. Gene Ontology annotation, cellular component: chloroplast. Gene Ontology annotation, molecular function: shikimate kinase activity.
CAAUAUACAAAGUAGCACCACAUAAACCAAGUUUCUGGCUUUGCAGCUGAGGCACCCAGUCGUUCUGAACCAGAGGAGUGUCAUCACAGAUAUCCGACCUCGACCAUCUUCUCUGCGUUCAACCUGUUCAAAUCAUCGCCUAAAUUUUUGUUUCAACUUCCCGACUCUAUUCUUGUAUCAUUUUCCAACUGCUACUCAUUGUUGUUGUAAUUUGGUAAAAUUGACCUCUCAUGUCAACAAGAAUGGAGGCUACGGUUACGCAGCACUUCCACUUUUCUCCAUGGAUCCAUUCGAGCAGUAUUGUUGCAAAGCCCAAGGGUUCGCUACAAUUUUCUCGGCGAUUCGCGGAGCAGCACAUCUUGCGGGUGCCAUUUUCAUUCAAUUUACAAUUGUCGAGGCCUUCAGCUCGUCGCAGAACAGUUGCAUUGAACAUUGCCUGCUCUUACGAUAACUCUACAGCGUUGGAAUCUGGAAACCAUUUUGCUUCUUUUGAUGAAUCUUUGGCUAUACAGAGGAAGUGCCGGGAGAUUGAGUCAUAUUUAAAUGGGCGCUGUAUAUAUCUUGUUGGAAUGAUGGGCUCGGGAAAAACGACUGUGGGGAAUGUCCUGUCCAAUGCACUUGGUUACUCCUUUGCUGAUAGUGAUUCAUUGGUUGAAGAAGACGUUGGAAUUUCUGUAGCUGAAAUUUUCAAGGUCUAUGGGGAGGACUUCUUUAGAGAAAAAGAGACGGAGGCAUUGAGGAAGUUAUCUUUGAUGCAUCAGUUUGUUAUUUCCACAGGCGGAGGUGUCGUUACAAGAACGAUAAACUGGAAACAUAUGAAUAAAGGGAUCAGUGUCUGGUUGGAUGUGCCUUUGGAAGCCUUGGUUAAGAGGAUUUCAGCUGUAGGAACCAGUUCUCGCCCCCUUUUGCAUCAUGAUUCAACUGAUGCAUACUCAAAAACCGUCAUCCGUUUAUCUACUCUCCUAGAAGAGAGGGGUGAAGCAUAUGCCAAAGCUGAAGUGAGAGUUUCCUGCCGAAAACUUGCAGCGAAACUGGGCACUAAAGAAGUAUGUAAUGUCACACCUAUGGCCAUAGCAAUCGAGGUAGUGGAACAAAUCAGCAUCUUUUUGGAGAGAGAAAAUGGUUCUUGUGCAUUUUGACAACCACAAAAACAAUAGUUAUUCAGGUGCAAUUACAAAUUCGAUUUUUCAUUAUUUAUGGAGAAUAUUCUCUAUCAAAGCUUGAUUCAUCCAUCCCAAGUCUUGACCCAUAUUUCUUAAUCUCGCAAAAGGGUUUGAUCAUUUAGUGUAGUGAAUCAUAGAAAAUGUAUCACGUUUCUUAGUUCCAUGUUUCUUAUAAAUGUGGUUAUGUCAUUCAAUUAAGUU